Molecule: messenger RNA, 595 nt
Organism: Erpetoichthys calabaricus (reedfish)
Lineage: Eukaryota; Metazoa; Chordata; Cladistia; Polypteriformes; Polypteridae
Exons: 6
Coding region: 248-595 (115 amino acids)
Source: RefSeq, a predicted model, not a curated record
CUUGAAAAAGCCUACACUGUUUAUUUUGCUUUUCUGUGGAUAUCUGGUCUAAUUUAGAAACAGUUUGUGCAGAGGUCUGUCUUAUCUAGUAAUGGCUCUAAAUCUAUUGGAUUACUGGAGGGAUUUUGCCUUCAAUUAAUCUGGACUGGGAAAGCUGAAGACAGCUGUGAAGACAACAGCUCCAUUUUGUUGCAGGCUAUCCUCCACUGUGGCUGUCUGUGCAGGUUCCAGGCAUUGUUGCAGCGGGAUGAAUCUCUUUUGCUUUUCCCUGGAGGGCUCUAUGGACAGUCUUUAUGAACCAGUCCAAGAUCCACAUGAUACUCAGGACUAUACAGCAAGCAGCAGACCAACAAGCCCUGCUGUACAAACUGGGGGGAUACUACAAAAUCAGGGGGCAGAGAAGUCCAUCUCAUUGGAAUUGUUGCAUUCUCGUAAUGUGGAUUUAAAGAAGAAAAAAAGAAGGGCUCCAAUACCAAGGUCGACGUCUCACAAUGAAUCUUUUGACUGCAAUAAUCUCUUCCGACAGACUUCAAGGAAAAAGGAAAGCAGCAUAAAUAACGCAAAGAAUCAUUUUCAGGAAGCUCACGGUGCAUAA